UGAGGCCGAAGACAAGCAAUGGCGCCUGCGCUUGCAAAGAAGGGCAGAAGGAAUGGAAGAAGAGAGCAGAGGAAACACAGAAAGACUUACGAGGCUUCGAGGUUACAGGAUUCAGACAAUGAAGCUGAAAACCAAACUGAGGACGACCAAGAAUUGAAUCAUUCGGAUGACCAUGCAGAAGACCUAUCAAGCGAAGAAGACGAUCUGCCUACGCAAAAACAAAAUGCUUAUGCUACACUGUUGCAGUCCUUCGGAAAGGUCGCGCAGGACGAUGAGCCAAGGCGAAAGCGAAGGAAGUUGACUACCGGCAUUGAAAAAUCCGGCAGAAGUACACUGGAUAAUCACGCCCCUGGCAGUUUAGUUGACUCUGCAGUCGACCAGACUCUGGCUGAGGAUCUUCAAGAUGCAGUCGUUGACGAGCAUGAGGAGGAAAGCGCAGACGAGGACGAAGACGCAUCUGAUGCAUUCGAUAUUCAUUUUGCGAAUCCGGACCAGGAUGAGUUAUCUAAAAGGAUCAACGAAAUUUCUUCACAGCAGUGGCAUUCAAACAGCCUCAAUCUCAAUGCAGGCAAUACAUGGAGAGUGUCUACGCCAGGCCCGGCAACUGCGGACAAGGCUAACGCUGUUACCUUACAAUUCCCCCACCUAUCGUCAUUCAAGAUCAAGCGGAAACUAAACUCUCAAGCAUCUGAUAUCUUCAAAGAGCUCUCUGGCCCAGAGCAAUCCUUUGCAUCCUCACUGCUCAAGUACAACGACACAUUGUUUCCAGCUCGUGCUGUUCCCAACUCAACCACCUUGCGAAAUGUGACGUGUCUUCACGCAUUGAAUCAUAUAUUCAAGACUCGUGAUCGCAUACUCAAAAACAACUCUCGGCUCGCCAAAGAUGAUACUCUUGAGUAUCGAGACCAAGGAUUCACAAGACCAAAGGUGCUGAUUCUUCUUCCUACACGGCAGUCUUGCGUGAGAUACGUUGAAUCUAUCGUCAAAAUAUGCCAACCUGAACAACAAGAAAAUAAAAAGCGGUUCGAAGACUUGUAUGUGGCAGAUCUUGACUUAGGAAUGGAGCGACCAGAUGAUUACAAAGAACUCUUCGAGGGAAACGACGAUGACAUGUUCAGGAUUGGUAUUAAGUUUACGAGGAAAACCGUGAAGUUUUUUACUCAAUUUUACAACUCCGAUCUCAUCCUUGCUUCGCCGCUUGGUCUCCGACAAGCCAUUUCGGGUAGGAAAGCAGAUUCAGAUUUCCUGUCCAGCAUUGAGAUCGUCAUCUUGGAUCAAGCCGAUGCGUUGCUCAUGCAAAACUGGGACCAUGUCAUCCACUGUCUUGAUCAUCUGAAUCAACAACCCAAAGAAGCACAUGGUUGCGACUUCAGUCGAGUCCGGUCUUGGUAUUUAGACGGACACGCGAAAUACCUUCGGCAAACAAUACUACUAGCGUCCUAUCUGGCGCCGCAGCACCUCGCUCUUUUCGCUUCACAAGCAUAUAACAUAUCCGGGAAGGCUGUCUACCAACCAGAAUAUACCGGUGCAAUCCUUAGGCCCCAAGCUCUCGGUACCAGACAAACAUUUCUUCGUUUUCUCUCCCCGAACCUAACUGAUGAUCCUACUGCCCGAUUCAAACACUUCACUUCCACUAUCCUCUCAAACGUCAUAAAGAUGCCCCGAAACCCAGACGGAAGCGGCCUUGGUCUCUUAAUUUACAUACCUGACUCAUUUGACUUCCCAAGACUACGCAAUCAUUUUUCUUUCCAUCCGUCUUGCACUAAUAUAAGUUUCGGCACUGUUGAUGAAAAUCAUUCUCCCGCUUCAAGAGAGCUCCGCAGAGCAAGGAGUCAUUUUGCGUCAGGAAGGCAUUCAGUUUUGCUGUACACAGAGCGGGCGCACCAUUUCUUUAGAUAUAAGAUAAAGGGUGUGAAAAAGGUUGUGUUUUACGGUGUGCCUACCAAUCCGAUAUUUUAUGAAGAGGUGACCGCACUCUUAGAGCAGGAAGGAAAGAACGGAGACGUGAGAUGCUUGUUCUCUAAGUGGGAAAGGGCAGCGCUUGAAAGAGUCGUGGGAAGUGAAAGAGUGGGGAAAAUGGUUAAGGAGAAGGGUGGAGACAUAUUCGAGUUCCUGUGAUAUGCUACCUUUUAGAUAGCUGUGCAUGGUUUCCCAUCUUAUGCGUUCUAGACAGCUUGUCUUGAACACCAUACCCAGACUCUCCAUCAAUGUUUUCUUGUGGGUUUGGAGAAGGAAUACGCUGAUAUCGCACACUGUACUAUGGAGAAUGCGUGGCGUGUCCACCCUGUUCCUUCAGAUUAUGGCUUCUGUGGCUUUUUUCAAUAUCUUGUGAGACGUUGCUAAAAUUCCCUUCUGCAGACUUGAUUACUCAUGUUUGUUUUUUAUCUUUAGCGUUGGUCUAUUUGAUUUGCCUGACAACAAGAUAUAUGCACAGGAAGCUCGACAGGCGGAGUUGUAGCUAGUCCAAAAAAUAAAGUGAUGAAAAGUUGAA
Verruconis gallopava is the source of this 2491-nucleotide messenger RNA. RefSeq lists its product as uncharacterized. Gene Ontology annotation, biological process: maturation of SSU-rRNA from tricistronic rRNA transcript (SSU-rRNA, 5.8S rRNA, LSU-rRNA). Lineage: Eukaryota; Fungi; Ascomycota; Dothideomycetes; Venturiales; Sympoventuriaceae. The record is from RefSeq and is a predicted model, not a curated record. The coding region runs from base 19 to 2118 and encodes 699 amino acids. Gene Ontology annotation, cellular component: small-subunit processome; nucleolus. The transcript is spliced from 2 exons. Gene Ontology annotation, molecular function: U3 snoRNA binding; rRNA binding.